AUGAUGGAGAUCGAGGACAACGUCGUUGGCACGCUGUUCUUGCAGAACGGAGAAGACAAUGGCUACGACCCAGAAGACUUUGUGCAGGAGCUGGACGUGGGGAGCUCGACGCCGCACUUUCGCAUCUCAGUAGCGGACGAUGACGGUGGCAUCCCCGGUUCGCUCUUCGCUUGCGCUGUCUGGAACGGAGCGGUGCGUUUCUACUGCAGCUCAAGUGCGAAGAACAACAUUGCAACUUAUUCUACCAAUCCAAUGCUACAUUUCGCUGUCCAGAGAUUCAUCGCCAUGCACUUCGCCAAACAUCCCGAGCUGGUGGAGGGUCGGAGGGUCGUGGAAUUCGGCGCAGCUUCGGCGCUGCCGUCGCUUGUGGCACUCCAUUUCGGUGCAAAGCUGGCUGUUAUGACAGAUUACCCAAACGACUUAUUGUUGAAAAACAUUGAAACGAAUAUCAAGCGUAACGCACAUUUAUUGGGGACUGGGAGACGUGACGUACGGGGACAUCUCUGGGGCAGUGACACAGCUGCGUUGCUGAAAUGUCUGGAUGCUCCCCCGUCUGCCGUGUUGGACGAGCAAAAAGAGUCUGAAACUCCAGACGACUCGACAAAAGCUCGAUUUGAAGUGGCAGUUGUUGCAGAGUGUCUAUGGCUGCAUAACCUGGUAAGUGUAAAGCGCUGA
Messenger RNA from Phytophthora infestans T30-4, 675 nucleotides. RefSeq lists its product as uncharacterized. Bases 1 to 675 code for a protein of 224 amino acids. Lineage: Eukaryota; Oomycota; Peronosporomycetes; Peronosporales; Peronosporaceae. Gene Ontology annotation, biological process: peptidyl-lysine dimethylation. The transcript has 3 exons. Gene Ontology annotation, molecular function: protein-lysine N-methyltransferase activity. The record is from RefSeq and is a predicted model, not a curated record.